Messenger RNA from Schistosoma turkestanicum, 4225 nucleotides. NCBI's taxonomy places the organism in Eukaryota, Metazoa, Platyhelminthes, Trematoda, Strigeidida, Schistosomatidae. The record is from the annotation of a GenBank genome assembly.
AUGAAUGGCACAGAUGGCUUUAUAAUGGCUAAAGAUAUCUUAAAAAGGAAAUUUGGUCAGAAUUACAUGGUGGCUAGGGCCUUUAUAGAUGAAAUAAUUGACGGGCCACCAGUUAAGAACGACGACUCGGCGGCAUUGGCUGACCUUAGUCAAAAAAUGCAAACAUGCGUCGUGACAUUAAAACAGUUAGGUUACCAGUCCGAUUUAAAUGCAAGCAGAACACUAGAAGCUAUUGUGGCAAGGUUGCCUUCGAAUCUCCGGUUUAAAUGGGCGGAAACAGCGGUAGAUUAUAUGAAACAAGAUACAGAGCCUACCUUUGAGGACUUAGCUAGGUUUAUCGAGGAACGUGUCAACAUAAUGUGUACGAGAUAUGGAGAACUCGCAGCAAAUUUAAAGUCAGAUAAACGAGUCCGGAACGUUGUUUCUUCUCAACCACCGAGUACAAAAAGGAACGUGUUUACAUUGAAGCACUCGCCUUCAAGUCAACGUCAAGAAAGGUAUUUAGUGUGUAUCUUAUGUAAAGACAACCACUUUCUAGACCAGUGUCCAACGUUGCUAUCCCUUGAAGUAGAUAAAAGGUUAGAUCUAAUCAAGGAGAAAAGGUUAUGCCGAUUAUGUUUAAAGGCUAAUCAUAUAGCUAAGGAUUGUAGAUUGCGCAGAGGAUGUACCGUGGAGGGUUGUGGUGGUAGGCACCAUACAUUGUUGCAUGUUACGACGGACGUCUCACCAUCUAAUGCGAAUGUUGCUACUAAUUACGUUUCAAAUUCCCGAGCGGAAAAUGAAGAACCUAAGGUGGCAUUUGCAGUGGUCCCAGUAAUUCUCCGCAAUCGUGACCGUACGGUAGAAACUUUAGCAUUCUUGGAUAGCGGCUCUGACUCGACAUUGGUACUUAAGGAUAUUGUCGACGAUUUAAAAUUACCUAUGGAAUAUGCCCGUGUUCGGAUAGAGACUAUGAAUGGUUACAGAGAGAUGCGGACAAAUGCGGUACAACUAGAAGCUAGCUCAUACGAAUCUGAUGAGUCAAUUCGGAUAGAAAGAGCAUAUGUUGUUCCCAGUUUGCCUAAGAUUAAGCGAGUGGUACCAGAGGAGAAGCAGCUUCGAUUGUGGCAACAUCUGCAGGGAAUAGACCUGAGGAGAUGUGAAAGUAAGCGAAUAGGACUACUGGUUGGCUGCAAUGUUCCUGAAGCACAUAGAAACUUAGAACAAAGGUUAGGAAGACCGGAGGAACCGUACGCGAUAAAGACCAUAUUUGGUUGGACACUGAUAGGACCCCUUGGUACUCAUGUCACAAGACACAUAAAGCCAAAUCAUCUCAGUCUCUCAGAAAUUGAAAGUACUCUUGAAAGAUUCUACCAGCAAGACCUGUUAGAGGAAAGUCAGUCUAAAGAUAAAGAUUUAUCGAUUGAAGAUAGAACCGCACUCAGAAUCAUGGAGAAGUCUAUCACGUUAAAGGAUUGUCAUUAUUGUAUAUCACUCCCGUGGAAAGAUUCACAGUUAGAAUGGACGGAUAAUAAGUCGUAUUGUUUGCAUCGUCUGAACGCUUUACGCAAACGACUGUGUACCUCUAAAGAUUUAGCUAGACGCUAUGCGGAUGCAAUGAAAGAUUACCUUAUAAAGGGAUAUGCAGAAAUUGCGCCACCGUUAAAUGAUAACUCUAACGUAUGGUACUUACCGCAUCACCCUGUCGUCCAUCCAGCGAAACCAGAGAAAAUUAGAAUAGUAUUCGAUUGCGCUGCUAAACAUGAAGGACGAUCAUUAAACGACAGGUUACUCUCUGGUCCGGAUCUUACUAAUUCGUUAUUGGGUGUAAUUCUUAGAUUUAGACAAGAAAGGGUAGCAGUAAUGGCUGACAUCGAAGCAAUGUUCCACCAGGUUAAAGUACCCGAAUGCGAUAGAGACGCUCUGCGUUUUUUAUGGUGGACGAACGGAGAUUUUACUGACAGCCCUGAAGAACUUCGCAUGACAGUCCACCUAUUUGGAGCAACCUCUUCUCCUAGUUGCGCUACGUUUGCUCUUAAUCGUACCAUCAAAGAUAACAAGGAAAACUAUGACAAAGAAGUUUACGACAUGGCUACACGUAGUUUCUACGUAGACGAUUGUUUAAUUAGUACUCCCAAUACUGAAACAAGUUAUCGAGUAGCAACUCAGUUGAAAGAUAUGUUAUCAAAAGGUGGAUUCAACUUGACUAAGUGGAUUACUAAUGAUUCAACAUUAGCUCAACUGCUACCUGAGUUUAAUUGUAUCGGGCCAUGUGUACACAUCGGGCACGGCGAUCAUACCACUUGUCGAGCUUUGGGCAUAAGUUGGAAUAUAAGCGAUGAUACCUUUCGUUUUUAUGUCGGGAGGGUAAAUGAACCUGUUACACGUCGUAAUGUAUUGUCAUUUGUCGCCUCCAUAUUCGAUCCCAUGGGUUACCUAGCACCUGUUAUUCUCCCAGCGAAACUUAUCCUUCAGAAACUAUGCAAAAUGAAAUUUUCUUGGGAUGAUUUAAUAGUAGGAGAAGAACUAAAGGUUUGGAGAAAAUGGCAAGGAAGUCUUACUCAUAUAGAAAAGAUAGUUUUGCCUCGGUCAUUAAAUGCAGCCGAAUGUACUGGAAUCGAACUACAUAUGUUCAGUGAUGCCUCUAAUAAUGGAUACGGAGCAGCAGGGUAUUUGCUACUACUGAAACAGCAAAGUGUUAAAGAAUGUCGUCUGAUAUUCGCUAAAGCUAAAGUAGCACCUAUUAGGGCUACGAGUAUACCACGUUUAGAAUUGGCGGCAGCAGUUUUGUCUGUGAAAAUCUCCAAGUUUAUCCGAACAGAGAUGACUGUUACCAUACUCAAAACAGUUUAUUGGACUGACUCUCUCGUCGUACUCCAUAGCAUAAACAAUGCUUCCAAGAGAUUCCCUACGUUUUUUGCUAACAGGUUGGUCUAUAUACAGGAACAGACGAGGCCAUCAGACUGGCGUUACGUUAGUUCUAAGCUCAACCCAGCGGAUCUGCUUUCCCGAGGGUUCAUAGUAAACCAAGAACGAAAAUUAAAACGAUGGCUUAGUGGUCCAACAUUUUUAUUGCAGGGAUAUGUUCAGCAGGAACCACACCAGAACACUAAUGCAUGCUCCUAUAUAAACUAUAUGUUGUCAAAUAAAGAUUUAUAUCCAAACGAGAAUCAACCUACGUUUCUGAGUCGAUUCGAAGCUGUGAAUUCAUGGAUGAAAUUACAACGAAUGAUAGCUUGGCUUCUACGUUAUAAACAUCUCUUGAUGAACAAAUUAACUAACCAACAAAACCUCACAGUCGCAGAGUUAAGAGCGGCUGAGCUCAACAUUAUCCGAUUGGCGCAGAAGGAAUGUUUCAAUGAUGUAUUUAAGCUGUUGAAUCACGUCCCGGUGGUGACGAGUGAGAAGGAGGUCGACCGAACAAUUAAAGUAGCAUUAUGCAAGUCUUCCAGUCCACUACGUCACUUGAAACCAAUUACGGUUAAUGGAGUAAUAAGAGUUGGUGGGCGCUUACAGCAAUCAGGUCUACCCUUUGAAGUAAGGCAUCCGAUUAUACUACCGCAUAAUCAUUUUAUUACCCGUUUAAUUAUUAGACAUUAUCAUGAAGCGAAUGGACAUAUGGGAGUAAACUUUCUGAUUUCAACAAUCAGUGAAAGAUAUUGGAUCAUUAAAGCAGUGAAAACCAUCAAGUCGGUUCUCAAUAAUUGCUAUAAGUGUCGUAAGUGGUUCUCUCAACCUUGCCAACAGGCUAUGGCACCCCUACCAGAAGAUCGUUUUAUGUACCACUGUAAUCCAUUUACUGUGACAGGUGUCGAUUAUUUUGGACCACUAUUUGUGAAACGUGGACGGACCGUGGAAAAGAGAUACGGCUGCUUGUUCACUUGCUUCAGCUCAAGAGCGGUUCAUUUAGAAAUAUCCAAUACCCUAGAUACCGAUUCUUUCCUUUGUGUCUUUAGCCGAUUUGCGGCACGUAGGGGCUACCCACAACGCCUGUAUAGUGACAACGGCAGCAACUUUAAAGGUGCAGAAAGGGCAAUAAAGUGUUUAAUGAGAGCUUGGAACCAAGAAAAAAUAUCGAAAAACCUUGCCGCCCACAAUUGUGACUGGAUAUUUAACCCUCCAAAGGCUUAUCAUCGAGGAGGAAUAUGGGAGCGAAUCAUCAAAACUAUUAAAAGAAUAUUAGUAGUUGUUCUCGACGAACAACCGGUCACCGAUGAGGUAUUACAUACGACUCUAGUGGAGAUAG